AUGAACAGGAGAAUCCUCACUAUUCGUGAGAUCUUCGACUAUUUCCGGGAUCGAAAUGUCCGGGAUCACAAUGCCGAGCUGGAUCUCCCACUUUUGCAAAAUUCAGGGAUCAUUCUGUCCUUUUGGAUUGGAACCAAGAAAUCGGAUAUUGAAGUCAAGUGUCAUGGAAGGCCGGAGCGCAACUUCUGCUGGCACUUUAUCAAGCAGGCUCACCCAGAUAAAAGUUGCAAAGACGUGUACCAUGUUGGGAUAAACGACUUGUUGGUUCUCAACAACGAAACAAACUCGAUGACUCUCCGUGUUGUCGACAAGGAAUGCUCAAUGUUCUCAUUGUUCGAUUUCGUUGUUGAACUUCAAAAUGUUCUGCAAGGGAAAUUUGAAUCUAUCGUAGUCGAUGAAGAUAUAUUCGUGUCGCCAGAAAAGGCGAAAUGUGUCACCGACACUUUGACAAAAAUUGUGUGCCAAGCAGUCGUCAUCCGUCGUUUGGAAAACGACUUGACUGAUUCCAAUAGCGAGCGGAUCAUUGAAUUUCUCAAUAGUUUGGAUAUCAAACGGAGUGUUAAUGUGCAAGUCGAGCUGAGUUCAAAAGCACUAGCCAAGUCUACGCUAGCCAAGAUUCCCGUAGUAACCAUGACAGUACCAACGUCUACCCAUAUUGUCAAAAGUGCUGGAAAAAACAGCUCAUUCACUUUCAAGAGCUGUAAAAUCGGCUUUCUCAACCACUUGCUUGGUAUUUUCACAUUGGGAAACCUCUUCUCCAUUGGAACUAUUCGCCUAAAGCUCGAGAAGUUUCAUUACAAAUCAAGUGAUAAGAUAUUGCCGAAUCUUUUUCAUGAAGCAACAGCCGGUCAAAAACCAUUCGAAAAAAUGAAGAUCGAAGAUCAAAUCGCCGCGAUGUCGUUGCACGGAAUCCACGUCAUAAUCAACGAUCGAACUUCGGUUACAAUUCUCGUGAAUAGACAUGAACCUCACGAUAAUGUUACCUUCAUUGCUCACUUUGAACACCGACGCGCUCCAGAUCGUCAGGAUCAUCAGGAACGUCUUCAACAGAGAUACUUCAAAAAAAAAAAAAACAUAUUUUGGAAACGGGACAAUCAGAUGCCAACGGUGACCUCGGUUGUCAAGGCUGACAGCGAUAUCAUAAUCUCGGAGAAGGAGGCGAAGAAGCAGAAAUUGCUACAUGAAAAACGUCGCAUUGAAGCUGAGGAGAUUGAGAAAUCAAAACUGGAUUUGAAGAUGUUCGAAGCUGGUCGUCUAGCCGAAGAGCGGAUGUUAGCAACGACUCUGGCCGAGGGAAAAAUUCAGCGAGAAGACUUUGGGUACCUGUUCCCGCGUGCAGAGAAGCAGAAGAAGCACUGA
This is a messenger RNA of Caenorhabditis briggsae, 1359 nucleotides long. Lineage: Eukaryota; Metazoa; Nematoda; Chromadorea; Rhabditida; Rhabditidae. The record is from RefSeq and is a predicted model, not a curated record. The transcript has 6 exons. Bases 1 to 1359 code for a protein of 452 amino acids.